Aspergillus chevalieri is the source of this 1710-nucleotide messenger RNA. Its product is annotated as putative amino acid permease. Gene Ontology annotation, molecular function: transmembrane transporter activity. The transcript has 11 exons. Gene Ontology annotation, biological process: transmembrane transport. The record is from RefSeq and is a predicted model, not a curated record. Gene Ontology annotation, cellular component: membrane. Lineage: Eukaryota; Fungi; Ascomycota; Eurotiomycetes; Eurotiales; Aspergillaceae. The coding region runs from base 1 to 1710 and encodes 569 amino acids.
AUGGCUGCACCGUCAUCUCUCGUCUACGACGACAACGACCGGGCGCAGAGCCAGGAUGCUCUCCCCUCGGACGGCGAGGGCGACCGCUCUCAGAAUGAAGCUGUCGAUGAUGCGGCUUUAUUGAAAACGAUGGGUUAUAAGCCUGUCCUCCAUCGGACGUACACGCUUUUUGAGAAUUUCGCCACGACGUUUGCUGCGCUGUACUUCGUCGGCGGCGUCCGAGUAACAUUCAGCACCGGUAUCGCUGCCGGCGGGAACCUCGCCUACUGGACAAGUUACCUCGUAACAAUGGUGUUCACAUACAUCACGGCGGCAGUCAUCGCAGAAGUAUGUUCUGCUUCGCCGUCCGCUGGCUCGAUUUAUCUCUGGGCUGCUGAGGCUGGAGGGCCACGGUUUGGUCGGUUGUUGGGGUUUAUUGUUGCUUGGUGGAGUACAACUGCUUGGACGACGUUUUGUGCUAGUAAUACGCAGAGUGCGGCGAAUUACUUGUUGUCGGAAAUGACGGUGUUUAACGUCGACUUUCCCACCGAGACGACGGAGGUCAAGUUCCGGACUUUGCAGUGGAUCGUCACAGAGGUCCUACUCGCCUUGGCUGCCCUAUUGAACUUCAUGCCUCCCCGCUUCUUCCGCUGGGUCUUCUACUUCUCCUCCUUCGUCGUCCUCCUCGACUUCCUCCUAAACUUGAUCUGGCUUCCCAUCGGCACAGCCAACACCUGGGGCUUCCGCACCGCCGACGAAGCCUUCAUGUCAACCUACAACGGCACCGGCGCCCCUCCGGGCUGGAACUGGUGUCUGUCGUAUCUGGCUACGGCGGGUGUGUUGAUCGGGUUUGAUGCGUCGGGGCAUGUGGCUGAGGAAACGAAGAAUGCGAGUAUUUCGGCGGCGAGGGGCAUUUUCUGGAGUACGGUUGUUAGUGGGAUUGGAGGGUUGGCUACUGUUAUUCUUUUCCUUUUCUGUGCGCCCGAUCCCGCGACGCUAUUCUCGUUUGGCUCGCCCCAGCCGUUUGUGCCGUUGUAUGCUGUGGUGCUUGGUCGUGGUGGACAUAUCUUCAUGAACAUUAUCUGCAUCCUUGCCCUAUGGCUGAAUACAGCGGUAGCAAUAACAGCCGCCUCGCGUCUCGUCUUCGCCGUAGCCCGCGACGGCGUCCUCCCCUUCUCCUCCUGGGUCUCCCGCGUGCACUCGGGCCAACCCCGCAACGCCGUAAUCGUCGUCUGGACCGUUGCCGCGAUCAUCACCUGCACACUGCUUGCGUCCAACGUCGCUUUCACAUCGCUCGUUUCUGCGGCUGGUGUCCCCAGUGCUGCUGCUUAUGGGCUGAUUUGCCUGGGGCGAUUGGUUUGUACGCCCAAGAGGUUCCCGAAGCCGCAGUGGAGUUUGGGGCGGUGGAGUAAGGUCUUCCAGUUUAUUGGUGUUUUCUGGAAUGGGUGGGUUGUUGCGGUGCUGUUUUCACCGUAUGAGUUUCCCGUUAGUGGAGAGAAUUUGAAUUACGCACCGAUUAUCAUGGCCGCCGUUACUAUCUUCGCACUGGUUUCAUACUUCGUCAUGCCCGAGGAAUCGUGGCUGCCGCGGAACCGCAUCUCGCAUUUCAUUGAUAGCAAGGGUGUUGCUGGUGUGCAGGAGACGGUUGAGGAGAUUCAUGCUGGCCGUCAUGGCAGACAAGAAAGUGCGAACGAGGGUGAAGGAGAGCCGGGACCAUCGGAGUCAAGAUGA